Messenger RNA from Hippocampus zosterae (dwarf seahorse), 3076 nucleotides. Its product is annotated as SHC-transforming protein 3-like. The record is from RefSeq and is a predicted model, not a curated record. Gene Ontology annotation, biological process: cell surface receptor protein tyrosine kinase signaling pathway; intracellular signal transduction. The transcript is spliced from 15 exons. Gene Ontology annotation, cellular component: plasma membrane. Gene Ontology annotation, molecular function: receptor tyrosine kinase binding. Lineage: Eukaryota; Metazoa; Chordata; Actinopteri; Syngnathiformes; Syngnathidae. Bases 187 to 1716 code for a protein of 509 amino acids.
UUCCAUUCACACGCUCAUCUGCAGGCAAGCUACUCAUUGACAAACGAGAGCUUCCAGUUCAUUCAUAAGAGCUGCGCGUAGAACAGCAAAGGAGGAAAGUUGUCAAGGGAAGGACAGCUGACUUCAGAUGUUUGACUUGAAGUGAAAACAACAGCACUUAAAACUAUUUGGGAUGUCCCAUGUUGCAUGCUGUCUCCGUCUUGUGUCCCAUCAACCGAUUUCAUAAGGACCUCAUACAACCGAACGCUAACCAGUAGUCCCAGCAUGCUGAAGCGCACCAAAUACAGCCGUCUGCACAACGAUUCAAGGACCUCUCUGGACAAUUGGUCUCUUUGCUUGGACUCUGACUUUGCCCAUGAUCCACCAAGGGAUUUUGUACACGAUGUCCCAUCGCACAUUCCCCCGCACGGGCUAAGUGGGCCCCAAGUGGCUGGAAGCAUUGAUAGGUACCCUGAGUGGAGUGUGCCCAAUCCCCCAAAACGACCAAUCACCUUCCAUUGCAUGUGUAGCUUUCCCGAGAUGCCCAACUGUCUUUGUUGCCCUCGACAUAAGUGCAAGCAAUGCUCUUCAGUGGUCCAUAGAGUGGUCCACCAUCACAUCAAGUAUAUGGGUAGUGUGGAGGUGACCCAAUCCAUGAGAACCCUCGACUUUGACGCAAGGAAACGAGUAACACGAGAGGCAAUCAACAGACUUUGCAAGAUUAUUCCGGCCAAGACCACAGUGAAAACAAAGAGUCCUGAACACAAGCAGCUGUCUUGCGUUCUGGGUCGCUGCAACCUGCAGUUUUCGGGCAGGCGGGUCAUCUUCAGCGUCUCCGCAGACACACUCACUCUCCUCGCGGCGUCCUCGCAGAGAAUCACCCAGCACUCCAUCCAGGCAAUUUCCUUCGCCUCAGGGGGAGAUCCAGACAUGGAAGACUACAUUGCCUAUAUAGCCAAAGAUCAAGUCAGUCACAGAGCGUGUCACAUCCUGGAGUGUCCUCAAGGCCGAGCAGCAGAGGUCAUCCAUAGCAUAAGUUGGGCCUUUGAGUCUCGCUUCAAACAGCUUCUUUGUCACGCGCCAUCAUUCGUCUCUGCUGAUCCCAGAUCAAAUCACAGAAUGUGCAACAAAUGGAUCCCAGAUGACAAUUUCAUGGGACCGAAAGAUGUUGAUGAGGAUGACGAAGGUGAGAACGGCGAGCAUAAUCACGACUACAAUGUGACUCGAGGGAAGAUGCCACCCUUUGGUGGAGUAGAGGACCAAUGGGUCACAAGGGCAGAGAAGGAAAAGGUUGGUUCCGCUACUUCUGUUUCACUCUAUGAGAAUUGUUCCAUCACACUGGAUACAGAUGCUCUCACAACAGACCCUUUACAGUCUGAGAUGAGGAGUAUACAUUGUUCUCUUUCUUGUGGAACAUACAUCCAGAACCUGAUCCAGGAGGAGGGUUGGUUUCAUGGCAGGUUAAGAAGAGAGCAGGCCGAGUCACUUCUGUCUUGUGAUGGAGACUUCCUGGUCCGAGAGAGCAGCUCGGCUUGCGGUCAAUAUGUGCUCUGUGGAAUGGAUGGAAGCACAGUUCGACACCUGUUGCUGGUCGAUCCACAUGGCCAGGUUCGGACCUGUGACCAGGUUUUUCGUAGUGUGGGUCACCUAGUCCGGUUCUACAUGCGCAGCCAGAUACCCAUCAUGACUGGGAGCAACCGGCUUUGCCUCAAACAGCCAAUCCUGCGGAAGCAUUAACAUAAACAUGGAGGCGCAUCUGCAUCUCUAAUGGCUAUAUGGACAUCCGUUUGACCUUUUAUUCCAUAUCCUUCAUAUCCAGCUCAAGGUCCAUGUACUAGUGAGGAUAAGGGGUUCAGAAAAUGGAUGGAUGUCUAUUAUCUAAGUAACUCAGAAUUACUUUAAAUGUUUGGUCUAUAUUUGGUGAAUUACUGGGAGAUAUCGUGGCACAUCAACUUGAUUCAUUUGGAGUCUACAUAUUGGUCAUUUGAAACUCUGUUAAAGGUACAACAUGCCUUUCUCUGCACAGUAUUGAUCACAUCCACUUUGUGCCUGUCUGGCUUUCUAAGCACAAGCACCAGUGUUUUUAUGUCCCAAGGUAUCCAGACUGUAUGCUAGUUUGGUCAUGCAGUGGAGAAAAAAGAUGAUUGUAAAUUUUCAGAACGCCAGUUCCUAUCAAAUUCCCGUUGGAAAUAAUGUGAAUGGUUUCUUGAGAUGGUGAAUUUUAGGGGUUAGCAAGGUAUAAUCAUCAUAAUUAUAAAUUAUAUUCGAUCAAACCCCUCUUCAUUAGUGUUACAAAAAUUGAAGAAAUUGAAGUUUUUUAAAAAUUGUUAUUCAAAUGUCUAAGGACAGCAAGAGAUCACUGUCGGUGUCAUAGAAUUAUAUUUUUAAGAGAACCUUCAAAGCUAGCAUUGCCUUGAUUGACCGUUCUGAUUUUCCAUUAAUCCAUCCAUCUAAUCACUCGAUUUGUAAUGCCCUUUGUCUUUGUGAUAUAAUGCACAGCUUCGUUGCUCCUGUUUCAUGUUGUUAUCAUUGAAAAAAAUGCUCUUGUAUCACUUUCCUUUGAUGAAUCGUUUGCCUCGCAGAAAAGUGAUUAUACUUAUGUAGUUAUAAUUAUGUUCCAAUUAUGUAGUGCACGAUUGGAAAAGAGUUUUUGACAAAAAUAAUCUUUGUACGAAAUACUGGAACAUGCACUCAUUGUGUAAAUUAUUUAAAAUACUAAAUAUCUAAAUAGCAACCCCUCAAAUGCUCACCUUUAUGACCAGCCUACAUGUCAAACAUAACAUAAAACAAGUUUUACAGCAUUUCUUUUUGUUUGAUUUGCUAUCAUUUUGAAGAUGUCUUCUGUAAUUGCUGGAACAUGUUUUAUCACAGAGAUAUUUUAAAUAGCAGUACCAGUAUUCUAUUUUUUCAUAUUGUAUCAAUGUUUUCAGCUGUAAUGGAGUGUGUUCCUCAAACCAGUGCAGCCUCACAUUCAUGUUACCAGCAGAAUUUGUCUAUUCAUGUCAGCGUUUUAGCUACAUUUGCUCUUGACAGGUUAGCACAGCAUCUAGCAAAGGUGGAAUAUCGCCACACUUGAGCAAUAAAAAAUAAUCCCAAA